Messenger RNA from Parastagonospora nodorum SN15, 360 nucleotides. RefSeq lists its product as hypothetical. Bases 1 to 360 code for a protein of 119 amino acids. The transcript is spliced from 3 exons. NCBI's taxonomy places the organism in Eukaryota, Fungi, Ascomycota, Dothideomycetes, Pleosporales, Phaeosphaeriaceae. The record is from RefSeq and is a predicted model, not a curated record.
AUGUAUGUGAGUAGGCGUUGGAGCUCUCCAGCUCCACGGGAAUUGUUACAAACGGUGCGGAAUGCUGCUCUGUCGACAUUGGUGAGCCGAAAUAGCAAUUCCGGUCAGCAGUUGUUGCUUCCAGCUCAAGCUUCCUAUCCUGGUAGUAAGAAGAGGCCAGGUCGCCUGGACGUCCUUAUCAAUAAUGCCGGCGGCGGCGUCGACGCUAAGCUUUUACAUGGCGACAUGUCUCUGCGAGAGUGCUUCAACAAAGCCUACGACUUGAACGUUUCAGGCACCAACGUUAUGAUGUGGACGUUUACUCCACUUUUGCUCAUGUCUGCCGAGCUUCGUCUGAUCUUCCUUGCUGGUCUUUCGUAG